ACCUCGACCUUGUAACCUUGUCUUGUCUCAGUCUGACUGACUGUCGUUCACUGCCAUUUACUGAUAAAUUAUCUACUGUUCAAAUUUUGCUGUUAUUGAGGUUAGAAAUUCUAACUUAAAAUCUUUUACAGGUGUAAGUAACUUAGAAAACAUGGGUAGGAAAUUCUUCGUUGGAGGUAACUGGAAGAUGAAUGGAAACAAAAAGGGAGUUGAUGAAAUAAUUGACUUUUUGAAGAAAGGACCUUUAGACCCAAAUGUUGAGGUUGUGGUUGGAGUACCCGCUAUUUAUUUGGAAUACACAAAGAAUAACCUUCCGGGUAAUGUGACAGCUUCAGCCCAGAAUUGUUACAAGGUUCCAAGUGGAGCAUUUACUGGAGAGAUCAGCCCAGCCAUGAUCAAAGACGUCGGUGUCAACUGGGUUAUCAUUGGACAUUCCGAAAGAAGAAACGUUUUUGGAGAAUCCGAUGAGUUGGUAGCGGAGAAGGUGGCCCAUGCGCUGGAACAGGGACUGUCCGUGAUUGCGUGCAUCGGAGAGAAGCUGGAAGAGAGAGAAGCCGGACAGACUGAAGCUGUGGUGUAUCGUCAAACUCAAGCCAUUGCAAAUAAGAUCAAGGACUGGUCAAAGGUCGUCAUAGCUUACGAACCCGUCUGGGCAAUCGGAACGGGCAAAACCGCAACCCCUCAACAAGCUCAAGAGGUUCACUUGAAACUCAGACAAUGGCUGAAGAACAAAGUUUCCGACAAAGUAGCCGAAGAAACAAGGAUCAUCUACGGAGGCUCUGUGACAGCUGGGAAUGCCAAGGAACUUGGAAAGGAAGGCGACAUUGACGGUUUCUUAGUGGGAGGAGCCUCUCUAAAACCUGACUUUGUCACUAUCGUCAAUGCCAAACAAUAAACAAAAGACUAAACAAAGUUGGAAGUACAACAUCAGAACAAUAAUAACUUUAGGGUUAGGCUAUAAACAAACAUGUUCCAAAACUGUUUCUAUUUAUGAAAGAUAGUCAAUUUAUUUUUGUUCAGAGUGUAUAUAGUUAUAUUUUAUACUUUUGCCAUCUCAGGUAUUAUACUUCUCUGAUGAAAUUAAGCGUUCCAUAUCAGUUUGUUGAUCACAAAUGAAGACAUUGUUAGUUUUUUUUUAAGUCUAUAAAGUUAGUAUGGUUUAUUGUUUAUGAAAAGAUAUAAUGCGAUUGAAAAUGAAAAUUUUAAAUUUCUAUAUGUAUUGAUGUUAUUGAAAUAUAUAUCGUUGAAGCUGAAAA
This is a messenger RNA of Macrosteles quadrilineatus (aster leafhopper), 1256 nucleotides long. RefSeq names its product triosephosphate isomerase (gene Tpi). The record is from RefSeq and is a predicted model, not a curated record. Gene Ontology annotation, cellular component: cytosol. Gene Ontology annotation, biological process: glycerol catabolic process; glyceraldehyde-3-phosphate biosynthetic process; gluconeogenesis. Gene Ontology annotation, molecular function: triose-phosphate isomerase activity. The transcript has 5 exons. The coding region runs from base 152 to 895 and encodes 247 amino acids. NCBI's taxonomy places the organism in Eukaryota, Metazoa, Arthropoda, Insecta, Hemiptera, Cicadellidae.